Messenger RNA from Chilo suppressalis (striped riceborer), 851 nucleotides. The record is from the annotation of a GenBank genome assembly. Lineage: Eukaryota; Metazoa; Arthropoda; Insecta; Lepidoptera; Crambidae.
AAACAUUUGAAACACUACCGUGAACACCGAGUCAAAGUGAGAGUGUACCAACAUAUUAACAUUUUUUAUUCUCAGAAUUCUUGUAUAAUAUGACGUUCCUGCAGAAUCUUGAAGCUAUUACCAAUCAUUUAAAGAAGACUUCGUCAUCAACUGCUGCAUGGAUGUCCUCACAAUGGAAGGGAGUGGCUUCCGAGUUUGUUGCUACACUGUUUCUGGUGACUUUCGGUUGUAUGUCAUGUAUACCCAUAUCGGGGCUACCAUACAACCCUCCGAUGUACGCGGCUCUCACCUUUGGCAUGACUAUCGCGAUAUGCAUACAGAUUUUUGGUCACAUAUCCGGAGCGUUGAUGAAUCCCUUUAUAGCAGUGCAAGCUGUGCUGUGGAAAAGAGUAUCCAUACCCGUUGGAAUAGCGUACAUUUUGGCUGAAUUAGCAGGAGCCUGUGCUGGAUAUGGAAUUUUAGUGGCUGUCGCUCCAGUUGAUAUGGCGGGAGAAGGUGUGUGCUUGUCGUUGCCGCAUCCGAUGCUUAAUAAUUACCAAGCACUUUGUGUGGAAAUAGUGUUAUCGGCAGCGCUGUCGUUGGUGAAUUGCUCAGUAUGGGAUCCUGUCAAUGAAAGUAGACAGGAUUCUGUGCCAUUGAAAUAUGCUCUUGCUAUAUCAGCUUUAGCGUUGGCUGGAGGGCCACUUUCAGGUGGCAGUAUGAAUCCGGCAAGAUCGUUCGGUCCAGCUCUAUGGGCGAUGAAAUGGGACUCUCAUUGGGUUUACUGGGUAGGUCCGUUCAUCGGUGGCAUUGCGCCUGCGAUUUUAUAUAAGUACAUAUGGUUAAUGAAGAAUAAUUCAAAAGUGUCAUAA